GGGAGCUGACUAAGCCCUGCCUGCUUUGGUUUCAGUGCCGCGUUCGGAAGCAGCUCUUACUUGAUCCUCCCCGCCCGCUAAUCCAGCAGCAUGUCUCAGGCUGAAUUUGACCGAGCUGCAGAAGAAGUCAAAAACUUGAAGUCCAAACCAAAUGACGAGGAGAUGUUGUUCAUCUAUAGUCACUACAAACAAGCCACAGUGGGAGAUACAAAUACAGAGCGCCCAGGUAUGAUGGACUUCAGAGGCAAAGCUAAGUGGGAUGCCUGGAACUCUUUGAAAGGAAAAUCUAAAGAAGAUGCCAUGAAAGCUUACAUUGCAAAAGUGGAAGAACUGAAAAAAAAAUACGGAAUCUAAAAGAAACUGGAUUUAAACAAUCAGCCAUGCACUUGGAAGUUAAAUCAAAAUAAUGCAUUGAUUUCCUAAUUCUGUGGUCAAAAUCAAACCCAUGUAAAUAAUGUGCAGCAGUGACAGUUGGCAUGGCUACUCUAGGCCCAUCAGGUUACACAGCUGUCUAGCUGUUGAAUUGAAAAGUGAAACAGUUACUAAUCUUGGCUCAGUAGCUUUAACUGGUAAAUCAAUAAAGUGCAUUUGUUACUUUAA
Messenger RNA from Antechinus flavipes (yellow-footed antechinus), 600 nucleotides. It is a transcript of the gene DBI, whose product is annotated as diazepam binding inhibitor, acyl-CoA binding protein. Gene Ontology annotation, biological process: fatty acid metabolic process. The transcript has 4 exons. NCBI's taxonomy places the organism in Eukaryota, Metazoa, Chordata, Mammalia, Dasyuromorphia, Dasyuridae. The coding region runs from base 91 to 354 and encodes 87 amino acids. The record is from RefSeq and is a predicted model, not a curated record. Gene Ontology annotation, molecular function: fatty-acyl-CoA binding.